AUGUCAAAACCCUUGGAUAGAUUCGUGGAAAUAGAGGUUUCUACUGCUCCUGCUCCUCGUUCGUCUGACAGCAUGAUUGACAUGGUUCUACAGCCCAACCAGACAAUGAUUGUGCUCUGCGGGGCGAUGCACGAAUUCAUCGCAGCAGUAACAAUAGCCAAGAGAGCUGCUGGCUUGGUGACUGUCAUUCCCGUCUGCGACUCCCCGAAGAUCCUGCUCGUCCUUGCAAUCCAUCAGUCGAAGCCGAAGAUUUGGCGAUCAGUCCCAGUCGACUGCAGCCAGUUCAUUACCAGGAUCAACAUGAUGUGGUGGCUGUCCCCGAUCAAUCGCCGCCUAGCAGAAGUCGCGGAUAUCAACAUGCGUCUGGGCAUUAAAGAGGCAUUCUCGAAAGGGCUUGGGAAGCUGCACUUCGCUGUGGAAGGAUUGGAGAAGCUAUGUUUGGGAGAGGGGAAGGUGGUUGUGCAAGGGCUGAAGUCUGGGCUCGAGGGGUUUCACUUGAAAAUAUCCUCCGCUCAUCCUUUUCCUCUUCUUCUUCCUCCUCCUCCUCCUACUACUAAUACUUCUUCCUCUCCUCCCACUCUCGCUCCUCCUGAUCUUCCUCCUCCUGAUCUUCCUCCUCCUGAUCUUCCUCCUCGCCCCACUGCUAAAACUACUUCUCGUUCCCCCCCCGCUCUUCCACCUCGCCCACCAAACCACGCUUGGGUCCCUUUCGAUGACGACGAUGACGACGAGGACAGCGAGGACGAUGAGGACGACGACGAUGACGACUACGAGCUGCUUAUGAAGGCAAACACCAAUUCCCAUCCCUUCCGUGGCAUUCCAGACGUUCGACGAACCUGCGCCGACAACCGGUUCUGCUGCAAGCACCGAUGCAUAGUCACGACGAUCACACCGGAGGGGCAAGUAUUCCACUUUCCCUGCUCCGAACCGCUGGUGCCUCCGAAGCUGUCUGGGUACAGACCCGCGCUCUGGCAGAGAUACCGCCCGAAAGUUCCGUCAAGGCUCGCAAUGCAGGUGUGAUUGAUGCAUCAACCCUCCGUUUUAUCGUAACCGCGUACCGAGGCACACCAGUUUGUGGUGGUGGCUGUGAGUGAGAAAUGCAUGCGGACAGCCGCGAUAUGCACCGGCGCGGUUUCCGAUCCGGAGGGCGUGAGGAUUCGAGAAGCGGAUCGCAGUUACCAGCAUCUUGGUGGAUGUUAGAUGCGAGAUCGAGUGGGAUGUGAUGUGGUAUGGUGGGAUGGGAUGAUAGGAAUGGAAGUGGAGGCACGAAUUGGGGCUAUGCGUAUGUGUCGGAGCUUGAAAGAGUAUCUCUAGUGCAAGUGUGUUCUUUGUGGAUGUGAUCAUGGAAGAAUUCCAACUGCGGCAAGAGUGGAGUGUUGUGCACCCGGCGAAAGAGAUGGCGGAAAGAGAAUAUCGGAG
Tricharina praecox is the source of this 1419-nucleotide messenger RNA. RefSeq lists its product as uncharacterized. Bases 1 to 1020 code for a protein of 339 amino acids. The record is from RefSeq and is a predicted model, not a curated record. NCBI's taxonomy places the organism in Eukaryota, Fungi, Ascomycota, Pezizomycetes, Pezizales, Pyronemataceae. The transcript has 2 exons.